CGGGGAUCUGCGGAGUCCGCGAAGCCCCUGGCGGCCGCGGACGGGUGGAGAGGCAGGGGAUCCGGCUGGGAAAAGCACAAGGGUGAAUGAAGGAGAUGGUGGACCAUCUGGUUAACACUGAAAUUAACAGCCAACGCAUUGCUUCCGUGGAAAACUGCUUUGGGGCAUCUGGACAACCCUUAGCUGUGUCAGGAAGAGUCCUUUUGGGUGAAGGAAUUUUGACCAAAGAAUGCCGCAAGAAGCCCAAGCCUCGGGUAUUCUUCCUUUUCAAUGACAUCCUUGUGUAUGGGAGCAUAGUGAUAAACAAAAGGAAGUACAACUCCCAGCACAUCAUACCUCUCGAAGAUGUCACCUUAGAGACGCUGCCGGAUACCUUACAAAUGAAGAACCGAUGGAUGAUUAAAACUUCAAAGAAGUCCUUUGUCGUUUCUGCAGCCUCCCUUACAGAAAGGAAAGAAUGGCUCAGUCACCUUGAAGAAUGCAUUAGGCAUCUGCUGACAAAGACAGGGAGGCAGCCCUCCACGGAGCAUGCUGCCCCUUGGAUACCCGACAAGGCCACUGAUAUCUGUAUGCGCUGCACGCAGACCAAGUUCUCCACGCUUACUCGCAGACACCACUGUCGGAAGUGUGGCUUCGUUGUGUGUGGGGACUGCUCCAGACAGAGGUUUCUGAUGCCGCGCCUGUCCCCCAAGCCGCUGAGGGUCUGUAGCCUGUGCUACAGGCAGUUGAUGGCAGAAAAGAAGAAGGAAGCAGAAGCUGACCUGAGGCAGCCAGAGCAUAUUGACUCUUCCAUGACUGGUUAUGAACCAUCUAGUGGUGAAGACAGUGAUAAAUCUGAUGAUGACAAAGUGGAACGGUGGCCGGGAGACGCAGAGUUUUAUGCCUCAGAAGUAUCUUGGUCGUCUUUCCAUAGCUGACCUUCUUACCCUUGGCUUAAAGCCUGAGGAGCCAAAUUCUGACUUCUGAUCCACGCAUAACCCUCAGUGUUUUCAGUGUUGAGCGUACAUUAGAGGGUGAAAUUUAGCCCCUCUAUCUUGUUUACUUUCAUGUGUUUUCCUGAUGAAGUCAGUCUCUAGUGAUUUAAGAGAACUAGUAUUGUGUCAUAUUACUCUGGCAGAGCAUGGCCUACAUCAUGAUCAUGUGGUAUAGUGGGCAGAGCACUGGACUGGGAACCAGUAAACCAAGG
Messenger RNA from Chelonoidis abingdonii (Abingdon island giant tortoise), 1186 nucleotides. RefSeq names its product pleckstrin homology and FYVE domain containing 1 (gene PLEKHF1). The record is from RefSeq and is a predicted model, not a curated record. Gene Ontology annotation, biological process: positive regulation of autophagy; endosome organization; positive regulation of intrinsic apoptotic signaling pathway. Gene Ontology annotation, molecular function: metal ion binding; phosphatidylinositol binding. Lineage: Eukaryota; Metazoa; Chordata; Testudines; Testudinidae. Gene Ontology annotation, cellular component: lysosome; early endosome.